Molecule: messenger RNA, 948 nt
Organism: Mauremys mutica (yellowpond turtle)
Lineage: Eukaryota; Metazoa; Chordata; Testudines; Geoemydidae
Product: olfactory receptor 52H1-like
Exons: 1
Coding region: 1-948 (315 amino acids)
Biological process (GO): G protein-coupled receptor signaling pathway
Cellular component (GO): membrane
Molecular function (GO): olfactory receptor activity; G protein-coupled receptor activity
Source: RefSeq, a predicted model, not a curated record
AUGUCAGAUUUGAACACCACCGGCUUCACCAGCCCCUCCACCUUCAUCCUGCAGGGCAUUCCUGGCCUGGAAGCGGCCCAUGUCUGGAUCUCCAUCCCCUUCUGUGCCAUGUACAUCAUAGCCAUCUUGGGGAAUGUCAUCAUCCUGUUCAUCGUGAAGAGGGAGCCGAGCCUCCAUGCCCCUAUGUACUAUUUCCUUUGCAUGCUGGCUGUCACCGACUUGGUCUUGUGCACGUGCACCCUUCCCAAAACACUGAGCAUCUUCUGGUUCAAUUCCAGGGAGGUAGAUUUCAGUGCCUGCCUCACUCAAAUGUUUUUCAUUCACUGCUUCUUUGCGUUGGAGUCUGGCAUCUUAAUGGCCAUGGCUUUUGAUCGCUAUGUGGCCAUCUGCAACCCCCUGAGACAUUCCACCAUCUUGACAAACUCUGUGGUUGCCAAGAUCAGCGUGGCCGUGGUGCUGCGUGGCUGCAUGAUCGUACUGCCCUGUCCCUUGCUGGCGAGGCAGUUGCCAUAUUGCAGAACCAACAUAAUCUCCCACUUGUUCUGUGAGCACAUGGCCGUGGUGAAGCUGGCCUGCACCGACAUCCGCAUCAACAGUUAUUAUGGCCUCUUUGUGGCAAUCCUGGUGAUUGGUCUAGAUGUGUUCUUUCUGGCUGUGUCCUAUAUCCAGAUACUCAGGGCCAUCUUCAGACUCCCCACAAAGGAUGCCCGGCUCAAGACUUUUGGGACCUGUGGCUCCCACCUCUGUGCCAUUUUAGCCUUUUAUAUCCCAGGUCUGUUCUCCGUCCUCACAUACCGGAUUGGCCACAAGGUGGCCCUGCAUUUCCAUGUUCUCUUUGCUAAUGUGUGCCUCCUGGUGCCCCCCAUGCUAAACCCCAUCAUUUUUGGUGUGAGGACCAAACAGAUCCAGGACAGGCUGCUCCGACUCUUUACUCAUAAAGGGACCUAA